AUGACAGACGCUAUAGCUCCUGUUUCGAGUUCUGAUGUCUCCGUCAAGACACUCAAUAAUGAAACCCCAGAAAAUAAUGCUCCUGUUUAUAGUCCUGUUGACUUCCCCAAGGCGUUGUAUCAUGAAAGGCCAGAUACUCAAAGCCAUCCAAAUAGCUUGCCGCCUCCAUACUCAGAUUUGCCCUACAACGUUGAUUUAGAAUCUGGUAGAGAAAUCGCUAAGAAUCAUAUGCCUUGGUGGGAAGUAAUGAUUGACAGUUUGUUUUUUGGUUCUACUAUAAGCUUAAUCCUUGGUUUGAUAUUAUGUUAUUUUACAGAAACAGCACCAAAAAAGGCAGUUUCUUGGACAAUUUUGGGUGUUUGGAAUGUACUCUUGUUAGUAUUUCUGUUAGUAAAUUAUGAUAAGUUGUUUGUAAAGAACAAAAAAAGCUCUUGA
Messenger RNA from Schizosaccharomyces osmophilus, 435 nucleotides. RefSeq lists its product as uncharacterized. The transcript is spliced from 3 exons. The record is from RefSeq and is a predicted model, not a curated record. The coding region runs from base 1 to 435 and encodes 144 amino acids. NCBI's taxonomy places the organism in Eukaryota, Fungi, Ascomycota, Schizosaccharomycetes, Schizosaccharomycetales, Schizosaccharomycetaceae.